AUGGCUCAUGGAUUUGCGCCAUUUUUUAGUCGCCAUCAACGACGACAAGAACGUUGUUUCUGGUGUACGGUCGGUGGGAGUGGAGCUUUCAGGGCGGCUCCACGAAUCGUUCUUUCCUGUGGAGGAAGGUCAUUUUUGGUGACCUUUCCAGAAUGGUGCCAAAGAUCAUUGAACCAACUUCAAAAAGAAAUCGUCGACUUCCCGAUAGAGACAUGGCACCCAAGGGAAUUGGAACUUCAAAGCGAAUUCUGCCUGCAGGAUUUCAACAUGCGGUCGAUUCGGUCGAUUGCCGUCAGUAACGAAGACGGUCACGUGUUUAUUGUUGAUUGGAGCGACGAUUCGAUCAAGGAAUUCGGCGAGACUGGGGAAUUCGUCGUCCGAUGUCCCUUGAGGGACGAAAGAUUCUUACCCGUGGACAUUUGUUUUCUUUCUCAAGACAAUUUCGUUGUUUGUGGAAUAAAAUCAGAUGAAAUAAUAUCACUGAUAAAAUUCUUUCUUUUUCACAAACUCUCUCCUCCUCCCUCUUCUAAAUUUCAUUCCUCCCUCUCCCUUAAACUGUUUUUCUCUCUUUCUUUUCUCCACCAUCACCGACAAUUUCCCUCUCUCUAUAUUUGCUUAUUUUCAGAUUUCAUUUUUCCUGAACGAAAUCUACAAAUGGCUUCGUCGUCUUUGAGGAAUGAAAUAAAGGAAGCGAAAAAGCGGCUCGUCGUCUUGCAGGAAGAUGUCGAAGAUUUCGAAAAGCGGCCCCGUGAAAGGAUUGAACGGACGAAGAAAUCGAUUGAACAAUUAUCAAUCGAUUGCGAAUUGAACUGUUCAAAAGUCUGGCAGAAAAUUGAUGCGCUGAGAGAAGAGGCACGGAUGAAGGCCGAAGAAUUGUGUGACCAAACGAGACAAAAGAUGACCGAAAAACAGAGCAAAUGGCGCCAAUCCCUCGAGGAGAAAGAAGAGCUUUUGGAGGAGACGGAAAAAUGGCUCAUCGAUUUGUGCCAUUUGUUAGGCGACGGCAACGUCGACGAGGACAUUGUUUGUGGUGUAGAACCGCUGAGAGCGAAGCUUUCAUGGCGGCACCACAAAUCGUUUGCUCCUGUUGAGGAAGGUCAUUUUGUGGUGACCUUUCCAGAAUGGUGCCAGAGAUCAUUGGACCAACUUCAAAAAGAAAUGGUCGACUUCAGAGAUGGCCCUCCAAAGCGAAUUCCGCCUUCAGGAUUCGAACCUGGGGUCGAUUCAUUCGAUUGCCAUCAGCGACGAAGACGAUAUUUUCUUCCUCUUUUUCUUUCUUUCUUUUUUCUUUCUUUCUCUUUUUUCUCUCUCUUUUCUUUCUUUCUCUUUUUCUUUCUUUCGCUUUUUCUUUCUUUCUCUUUUUUCUUUCUUUCUCUUUUUCUUUCUUUCUCUUUUUCUUUCUCUUUUUCUUUCUUUCUCUUUUUCCUUUCUUUCUCUUUUCCUUUUUUUCUCUUUUUCUUUCUUUCUCUUUUUCUUUCUUUCUCUUUUUUUCUACAUUGUUUUACUUUUUCUUUAUAUUUGUAA
Molecule: messenger RNA, 1524 nt
Organism: Acanthosepion pharaonis
Lineage: Eukaryota; Metazoa; Mollusca; Cephalopoda; Sepiida; Sepiidae
Source: the annotation of a GenBank genome assembly